Messenger RNA from Ipomoea triloba (trilobed morning glory), 576 nucleotides. RefSeq names its product F-box/FBD/LRR-repeat protein At1g13570-like. Gene Ontology annotation, molecular function: protein binding. The record is from RefSeq and is a predicted model, not a curated record. Bases 1 to 576 code for a protein of 191 amino acids. NCBI's taxonomy places the organism in Eukaryota, Viridiplantae, Streptophyta, Magnoliopsida, Solanales, Convolvulaceae. The transcript has a single exon.
AUGGCAGAAAAAGACAGAAUAAGUGAACUCCCGGCCGAUAUUCUUGACAAUAUUUUGGGAUUUUUGCCACUUCGAGAAGCUGCUAGAAUUGCCAUUUUAUCUUCCUUCUGGAAGGAUAUCUGGUUUAGUCUGACAAAGCUUAGCUUUGACCGUAAUUUCGUUGAUUACUUAUGUCUUAAAUAUUCCCAUGAUGAAGGUCCGGAUUCCGUAUCUCACAUUUUUGAAGUAGUCAACAAAAUUCUCAUGCGCCACAAUGGACCUAUUCACAAAAUUGUCUUUGAUUUUUAUGGAGAUAAUUUGAAUUAUUAUUUCACUAUCACGAAGGAUAUUGAUAAUUUGUUGGAGGACAACUUGAAUCAGUGGUUUCUUCUUCUCACCCAGAAUGGUGUUGAAGAAAUUGUCAUUUCUUUUUUUAUGGAUGCAAGAUGUUGGGUGCCAAAUUGUAUAUUUUCUUGCCCAACACUAAAGAGAUUGAAACCUGAUAGUGUCGAUGUUGAACCAAUAAAUGCAUAUUGUGUACUUCUGAAUGUUACAUCACUUUGUCUUGAGGAUGUUGGCUUUAAGCCUAGAACUUGA